This is a messenger RNA of Neolamprologus brichardi, 632 nucleotides long. NCBI's taxonomy places the organism in Eukaryota, Metazoa, Chordata, Actinopteri, Cichliformes, Cichlidae. The record is from RefSeq and is a predicted model, not a curated record.
GUAAGAGACGUCGUAAUUUCCACGAUUCUUUUAUUCGUUCAGAGAGUAGAGCAGAGAAAGCACGCCGCUCUGAGUCACACAACAGACACGCCGUGGACUCCUCGUGGCUGAGGCCGGCCUGAGCAUCACAGCGACCGGCACAUCAGACUGACGACAGAGGGGGCCGAGGGGGCGAGACGGGAAGCUUUGUGUGGCAGACAGAAGAGGAACCAGCUCAGCCAGCGAUGUCAGGGCUGAAGAAGAGAAGCUCCAACUCGUCCGUGAACAGGGAGGAGGAUAAGCAGGUCACUGAGAGGAUGCUGUCCCCGGGUAGCGGCAGUGAUAAGGGGGGCUUCGGUCAGGAUGGAGCACCGGGAAGCGACCUCAGCAGCCCCGGCAACGUCACAGCAGGAGACGGAGCGGAGGAAGGGGUCGCCCUGAAGAGGACCAUCACGCUGUUGAAUGGCGUGGCCAUCAUCGUAGGCACCAUCAUCGGCUCGGGUAUCUUCGUCACGCCGACAGGCGUAGUGAGAGAGGCUGGCUCUGUGGGUCUUUCCCUCAUAGUGUGGGCGGUGUGCGGGGUUUUCUCCACAGUGGGCGCCCUCUGCUACGCGGAGCUGGGGACCACCAUCACCAAGUCCGGCGGCGACUAU